Messenger RNA from Acanthopagrus latus (yellowfin seabream), 4606 nucleotides. It is a transcript of the gene shkbp1, whose product is annotated as SH3KBP1 binding protein 1. The coding region runs from base 148 to 2784 and encodes 878 amino acids. Gene Ontology annotation, molecular function: protein binding. The record is from RefSeq and is a predicted model, not a curated record. Lineage: Eukaryota; Metazoa; Chordata; Actinopteri; Spariformes; Sparidae. The transcript has 17 exons. Gene Ontology annotation, biological process: protein homooligomerization.
GUUUUACCUCCCACCCUCCGCACGGGCUCGACAGGAAGUCGACUUAAAGACAAGAGCGGAAACUGAAUUCAUCCUAGAAAAUGGAUUAAAAUGUAAAAGUUCUGAUAGUUCUGAAUGUGCGGACUGUUUUGGUAGCUAACAGUUGAGAUGAUGUCUAGUUCGGCGCGAAGCGGAGACAUCAUCCACCUGAACGUCGGCGGGAAGAGGUUCAGCACCUCCAGACAAACCCUGACGUGGGUCCCUGACUCCUUCUUCUCCAGUCUUCUGAGCGGUCGGAUCUCGACUCUGAAGGAUGAAACUGGAGCUAUCUUCAUCGACAGGGACCCCUCUCUGUUCGCCACCAUCCUCAACUUCCUGCGCACCAAAGAGCUCCACCCCCGCUCCAUCAACGUGCACAUGCUCAUGCACGAGGCCGAGUUCUACGGCAUCACGCCGCUCGUGCGUAAGCUGCAGCUGUGUGACGAGCUGGACCGGUCCUCCUGUGGAAACGUUCUGUUCAACGGCUACCUGCCUCCACCAGUGUACCCGGCGAAGCGUCGGAACCGACACAGUGUGGCCGGGUCACAGUUCAUGGCGGGCCGAGUCGUUCCCAUAGAAAGAGCGCCGGUCCGACGCAGCAACACGAUGCCGCCCAAUCUGGGGAACUCUGGGAUACUCAGCAGAGCCAUCGCUGAGGAGAGGACGCCCGCAGGUCAGUCAUCAGAUCCCGGCCUGGUUCGGAUCAUCUGCGGUCAUCACAACUGGAUCGCCGUUGCCUACGCACAGUUUGUGGUCUGCUACAGGGUGAAGGAGUCGACCGGGUGGCAGCAGGUCUUCACGUCUCCUCGUCUGGAUUGGGUGAUCGACAGAGUCGCGCUCAACGCCAAGGUGAUGGCGGGCUCGCUGGGAGACAACGACAAGAUGGUGGCUGUCGCCUCGGGGACGGAGAUCAUCCUGUGGGCCAUCUGCCCCGACGGCAACGGAAACGAGAUUGGCGUCUUCAGUCUGAACGUCCCUGUGGAGGCUCUCUUCUUCGUUGGUAACCAGCUGAUCGCCACCAGCCACACAGGGAAGGUCGGGGUUUGGAACGCCGUCACGAAACACUGGCAGAAUCAGGACGUUGUUCCCAUCAGCAGCUACGACACCGCCGGCUCCUUCCUCAUCCUGGGCUGCAACAACGGAUCCAUCUAUUAUAUAGACGUGCAGAAGUUUCCUCUGAGGAUGAAGGACAACGACCUGCUGGUGACGGAGCUCUACAGAGACCCGACUGAAGACGCCAUCACUGCCCUCAGCGUCUACCUCACCCCCAAAACCAGUGACAGCGGGAACUGGAUCGAGAUCGCAUACGGGACCAGUUCUGGGACGGUCCGAGUCAUCGUCCAGCACCCGGAGACAGUCGGCUCGGGACCGCAGCUCUUCCAGACCUUCUCUGUCCACCGCAGCCCCGUCACCAAGAUCAUGCUGUCAGAGAAACACCUGAUCUCAGUUUGUGCCGACAACAACCACGUGAGGACGUGGACGGUGACUCGCUUCAGAGGGAUGAUCUCCACCCAGCCGGGCUCAACGCCGCUCACCUCCUUCAAGAUCCUCAGCCUGGACGACGUGGACGGACACGGAGGCUGCAGCGCCGGGACGGAGAUCGGUCCAUAUGGAGAGCGAGACGACCAGCAGGUGUUCAUCCAGAGAGUCGUCCCCGACACAGACAAACUCUACGUCAGGCUGUCGUCCAACGGGAAGAGGGUGUGUGAGGUGCGCUCAGUGGACGGCACCUCCAUCACGUCCUUCACGGUCCACGAGUGUGAGGGCUCGAGUCGGAUCGGCUCGCGGGCUCGGCGCUACCUGUUCAGCGGCCACAGCAACGGCAGCAUCCAGAUGUGGGACCUGACCACGGCCAUGGACAUCGCCGGGAAGGUGGACAUCCGAGCACUGGGCGGGCCGACGGAGGAGGAGCUGCUGGAGCUGCUGGACCAGUGUGACCUGGCUCUGACCAGAACCCCUGACAGCACACCACGGGCCUCCACCUGCAGUCUCCACUCUCAGUUCAGUGACGGCUUCAGGACGGAGCGUCUCCACUCAGCAGGAGGAGGACGAGGAGCCGGAGCUUCGGGUUCGUCUGCUUCGUUGUGCGGCAGCCUCCCCCGCCAGGCUCCGCCCCCUGUGCCCCUCACCAAGCCUUUCAGAGACAACGCCCUCUCAGCCGGGCCUGUUGCCGGACUGCCAACGUUCGCCAUCCCCGCCUACAGCCACAGCUCCGGCUCAAACCAGAGUGCCAGCCCCCGACCACGGGACAGGGAGGGCGGAGCUGUCCGCAGGGGGAGCUUCGUGGAGCGCUGUCAGGAGCUCGCCAAGGGUUCAGAGGCGGUGGCAGGUUCUGGGUUCGUGACCCCAGCAGGGUCAGAUGGUGUGAGGCGGAGCUUAGCAGUGUGCAGCGAGUUAGAGGCCCGAUUCGGACUCAGGACACCCACCACCUUCUCUGUGUCGCCUGGUGCUCGCCACUCUCCAGGAACUUCUUCAUCAGUGUCGUCGUCGCCAUUAUCAUUGUCUUCUUCACUCCGCAGAGCCGCACCCACAUCUCCAACAAGCCCCGCCCCACCUCCUCCUCCCCCAGCAGUGAGCCCGACCCGGUCUCAGGCGCCCGUCUCACCUCGCCGUAGCACUGCAGCAUCUCCUGCAACGUCUCCUGCGGCGGCUCCUGAUGAUGUUCCAGCGUCGCCCGAGAGCCCGGCGAGUCCGGCGAGUCCAGAGAGCCCCGCCUCCGGCCUGCCCACCAGUCCCAAACCACACAUGAACGAGACCAGCUUCUGACUGGCUGCUCAGACUCUGUAGACGCUGUGAUUGGUGGAAAAGAAGUCAUCGAUCCUUUGUCCAACCCAUUUGGACAAAUAGAGCUCUGUUGCCAUAGUAACAGCAUGCUGAUUGGUUGUUUCCUCGCUGCCAUUUGAGGAGAUCACGAUUUUCUACUGUAAGCCGGGAAAAUGAAGCUGAAACAGAAAAUCAAAGACUGAACCUCAAACAGCUCGAAGCCUCGACCGCUGAAGCUGCACUGACCAAUUGAUCAAGGGCUCAUGUGACGGGUCAUCGUCAAUACGAACCAAUCAGAGGGUUCAAAACAUAAGUAAAAACAGUGACAUCAUCAGCAGUAGCUAGCUGAUUAAGCUAAUUGAAGCUGCUUCAGUUGGUCAAAGAUGCUGUCGCCAAGGCUAAUGCUAACAGGUCCCAGCUGAUGAGCAUGCUAACAGACUGAGGCUAAUGCUAACAGGUCCCAGCUGAUGAGCAUGCUAACAUCAUGCUACAACAUGAGGUUAAGAUGUUUCAGGUGUUUCAUGUACGAGCAGCUCUGUCCGGAUGUUUACAGCUGGAAUUUACUUUAGCUGUGCCCUGUUAGCAUGCUAGCAUGUAGCCUUCAAGCCUCUGUAGCUUCUAGUUUUGGUUGUUUGGCACAUUUCCUGUCCGAAGCGAGCAGGUGAACAUCGCGUAGUGUUCAGCAGAUAUGUAUUAAAAACAGCUGAGAGAAUAUCGGAGCAUUUAAGCAGCUUCAACAAAAUUGUUUUGUAGCUUUUUACAACCAACAAAGAGGAAAGUUUGAGUUUGUUUUGUUUCGUAUAAAAACUUUGUAUUGAUGUUUUCUAUCUGACGACUGUUUAAAAAAAGUUUGUAUGGAAACUUUAUUUUUCUAAUUUGUAUGUUCGGUCACACAGCGAGGGACAAACGCACGUCAUCUUCACCGAGCUGAGCCUGAACGCCUCGCUGUCACAGCCAAUCAGGUUUCAGCUCCUACAGCUCAUUGAUUGUCUGAAGUGAACCUUCAGUUACACUUUAAUUGAUUAAUUACUAAAAGAACGGCUUCAUUUAAACCCUUAAAACAAUUGAUUGUUACCGAUGACAUUAGUCUUUCUAACGAUGAGAUAAAAUAAUUCUCAUCUCGUCGUCAGUUUGAGUUGUUCUGACAUCGUGUUUUCUUCCAGGACGUUCAGAGUAACGUCGUGUACCGUGACGUGUUUCCUGUCACUUCCUGUGUCCUGACCUGGUUUCAUCGCUGGCGUCUCUGCUGCUGACUGACGUCUCUGUAUUUAAUGUUUGUGGCUUUAUUAUUUCUCUCCGUCACGUUUUUAAACUUUGUUUGUUCCUCGUUAACGUUUCUCUUCCCGGCUGCAGCGAUCAUUUCCGUUAUUUAUUAAUUUAAACAUUAUUUUCUCUAUAAAAGAAUCAAAGUCCAGAACAGCUGGAGAAUCUUUUUCCUCUUUGGUUUCAAAGUCUUGAAGAGAAACAUUAUUAGAAUUAAUAAUCAAAUUAAUGUUCUGUGAAAAUUAACUGAAGAAACGUUUUAACUCAUUAUUAUGAAGUGACAUCACUUUGAAACGGGUUCUGUUUGAUUCUUAAAAUUCUGAUGGAGUUUCAACCAGACGACCAAUCAAUUGGUUGAUCAGAAGAUCAGCAAGCAGCUUUAAUUAUCAGUUUUGGGGUUUAAAGUCUCGGUUUGAACUUUUCUGUGACAAUUAACAGACUAAAGAAUUAAUUAAUGAAUAUAAAACAGACUGUUUGAUAAAGAUGUAAUAAAAGAGGCCGUCAGUCUGCAGACGUGAUGUUUUAUUUAAAUGAUUAAUAAAACAAAUUGAUCAAAGAUUCA